This is a messenger RNA of Lagopus leucura (white-tailed ptarmigan), 2442 nucleotides long. Its product is annotated as von Willebrand factor A domain-containing protein 5A-like. The record is from RefSeq and is a predicted model, not a curated record. NCBI's taxonomy places the organism in Eukaryota, Metazoa, Chordata, Aves, Galliformes, Phasianidae.
AUGAGACCCCUUCCUGUCUGCAGGUCUCCAGAGAUGUGGCAUCAGAGCUUUGGACUUUUAGGAAAAAGCAACAUCAAUGAACCAGGAUCCUUUUCAUUGGGAAAGGAGUUCUACGUACCCCUGUGCUCACUGCCCCUCUCUAGUGCUGUGGUGGAUGUUGCCAUCCAGGACUAUGUAGCUGACGUGGUCUCUGAACUGAUCUACCAUAAUGAGAGUCUGAGAUCCUCAGAAGUUACUUUUGUCUUCCCCCUGGGCCCCCAUAUGGCCAUUUAUUCCUUCCAGGCCUGCAGUGAGGAUGCCAAGGUCAAGGCUGUGCUGCAGGAUGAGGCCCAGCGGCUGCACAAGUUUGCAGUGGAGGAGAAUUUUCAUUACCUUCAGUAUGGGGUUGAGGAAUCAGGCGAGGUGUUUGCCUGCUUCCUGGGUUCCCUGUCCCCUGGCAAGGAAAUGGUUGUGACCCUACACUAUGUCCAAGAGCUAUCACGGAAGCCAGAUGGAGCAGCCCAGUUUGUGCUGCCAUCCACAAUGCAUCCUUGCAAGACUCACUACACCUGCAAUUGUCGCACCGACAAGCUGCAUUACAGCCUCCUGCUCACUGUCAGCCUGCAGUCACCCCGUGGUGUGGCUGAUGUCCGGGCCAACUGUGCCCUCACUCCUUUGAUCUACACUGCCCAGGACCACAGUGCUGCACAGGUCUCACUGGCUGGCACUCCCCCAAAUCACCAUUUGGAGCUGCUGGUGUAUUACAGAGAACCUACUGCAGUCAGUGCUGUGGUGGAGAAAGGAAACCCUGCAGCCACUGCAGGCACUCUAUUUGGUGAUUCCCUGGUGUUGGUGACACUGGCACCCAACAUCCCUGAUGCAAAACCUGGCCAGUGCCAGUCUGGAGAGUUCAUCUUUGUUUUGGACAGCACUUCCCUUGAGCACACACAGGACCCCUUGCUCUUCCUUCUCAAAAGCCUACCCCUGGGCUGCUACUUCAACAUUUACUGCUAUGGAGCAACAUCUGUGCGCAUCUACCCGCAGAGUGUUGAAUACACCCAGGACAACCUGAAUGAAGCAAUGCAACUCAUUCCCACAAUUGGCUCCAGGCUGGAUGACACAGACCUGCUGGGAACUCUCCGCACAGUCUACAACACUCCCCGCCCCUGCGGACAUGCACACCAGCUCUUCAUCUUCAUGUCUGGGCUGCCACCUGACAAGGAAGCCAUUGCUGCUGAGGUCUGCCGUCAUCGCAACAGCCACCGGUGUUUCUCCUUGUGUUUUUCCACGGACAGUGCUACCCUGGCCACAGCCCUUGCCAGGGAGACAAAGGGUGAAGUUGUCUAUGUUUCUUUUGACAAUGCGACAGUUCAGGUGCUGAAAUGCUUGAAGCAGGCCCUCAAGCUAGUAGCUGAGGGAGUCUCUCUGGACUGGACUUUGCCCUCUGGCCUGGGGGUUGAGGUGCUGGGAGGCACCCCUCAGUUCAUCUUUCAGAGUCAGCACAUCUUCCUCUAUGCACAGAUCCAUGGAAAGGAACAGAAUAUGAAGGAGGCCAGUGGUGUCAUGACCUUGCAGUUCAACCUGGAUGGCCAGGUCGUCACUCACAAGAUCCAGUUCCCACUAUGCCCACAGGGAGAUGGCCGGAUGGAUGGUCAUCGUCUGGCUGCAAGAUAUUUGCUGGAGAAGCUGUUGCCAGAGGUUGCGAGCGGAUCAGGGGAUGAACCAGUGCAGCGUGCCAUCGAAAUCAGUCUCACAUCUGGGAUCAUCUGCCCCUUCACCAGCUAUGUGGGUGUACGUAUAUCACGGAGGGCCCCCUGGUACCAUGGGCCCCUGGCACUGCUGCCACCUCGCCAGUCAUUCGUUCCCUGCAAGAUCCUUUUGCUUCAUGGCUCCCUCACUGGCACUUCCUGCUUUCCUAAGACCAUAUGGUACCCACCUAGCUGGCACACUGCACUGCAGGAGUCAUGGACUGCCAUCAAGCAACUCACCAAUGGCAUUGUUAACUUAUUCCAGCUUGGGGCUCACAAAGAAACACCUAAACAGAUGCCACCAUCAAUUUCCUCUCUCAAGUAUGUGGAUUCUACAAGAUUUGUUUUGUGCUCUACAAUUUCUGGGCUGUGGAUGAGUGAUGCCAUUGCUGAGUGCAGAGAGCUGGUGGCACUGCAGAAUGUGGAUGGCUCCUGGACCCUCAGCUCAGAUUUAGCUUCUGUGCUACAGGUUGAUGAGGCUGAAAUCAAGGGAAAGAUGCCUGGUGAGGUCAUGGAGCCUAGUUUCUGGGCGACAGUGCUGGCUGUGACCUGGCUGCAGAGACACAGCAGGCAUUGCCACGAGAUGUAUGACUUGCUGGAGGCAAAGGCUGUAACCUGGCUGUGCAACCGAGCUGUGUCUCAGCUGGACAAGUGCCUGGAGGCAAGUAACACCCUCCUUGGGAUCAGUGUGAAUCCAAGCAUCUUUAGGCAAUGA